AUGAGUACGGAUCCGCGUCUCUCUUCAGUCGAGACAUCCAGUCAGCGGCGGCGGGUGUCUCAGGGAACAGUCCCGCGCUCGCUCCCAAACACAAUGCGCAGGUGACAAGAAGCGGCUUCCAGGAGUUCGUCUCUGAACCGUGCCGGCUCGAGGACCAGAUCAGCGCUGACUUCGCCGUCCGCGGCGCCGCAGGAAGAUGCUCGGCCUCACCCCACAAGUCCAUGGCUAAAUCAUUAGGGGUACUCUGGAGAAACAGGUGUCGGGGAAGUGACGUCACGAGCCUCGGAAACCGGAGGUGUGCGCUUCGGAGAGCAAGAUGGCAGCGAAAUCCGACGGUCGGGGGGUCGUCACCGGUUUCGCCCAGCUGCACAACCUGGACGAGACGGUGGGGAGCUGCGAGGACGACUCGCGGCAGGGCAGCUCCUUCCACAUCUGCCACUGCUGCAACACCUCGUCGUGCUACUGGGGCUGCCGGAGCGCCUGUCUGCGUUACCUUCUGGGCAAGGGGAGAGACGUCAGGCGGCCACUUCACGCCAGGCGGCCACCUUACGAGAAGCGCCUGUGGUUGGACUGCCUGUGGAUCGUCCUCGCGCUCCUCGUCUUCUUCUGGGACGUGGGCACUGACUUGUGGCUCGCGCUCGACUACUACGUCAAGCAAGACUACCUCUGGUUCGGACUCACACUGUUCUUCGUGCUGGUGCCGUCGGUGCUGGUCCAGAUCCUGAGCUUCAGGUGGUUCGUGCAGGAUUACACGGGGGGCGGCUUAGGCUCCGUGGAGGGUCUCAGCUGCAGCCUGGGCCCAGGGGUGCACGGCAGGGCCAGAUGCUGUCGCGUGUCUGUGUGGGUCUGGCAGACGCUCAUACACAUCCUUCAGAUGGGACAAGUGUGGAGGUACAUCAGAACAAUGUAUCUUGGAAUCCAGAGCCGCAGACAAAAGGAGAACCAGCGACGCUUCUACUGGGCCAUGAUGUACGAGUAUGCCGAUGUCAACAUGCUCCGUCUAUUGGAGACAUUUCUGGAAAGUGCUCCACAGCUGGUUCUCCAGCUCUGCAUCAUGAUCCAGAAGAACCGGGCAGAAACGCUGCAGUGUGUGUCGGCGGUCGCAUCUCUUCUCUCUCUUUCCUGGGUUCUGGCCUCAUACCACAAGCUUCUGCGUGAUUCCCGUGACGACCAAAAGAGCAUGAGCUACCGGGGAGCACUGGUGCAUCUUCUGUGGCGUUUCUUCACCAUUUCUUCUCGGGCGCUAUCUUUCGCCCUCUUUGCCUCAGUUUUCCACAUCUACUUUGGCAUUUUUGUGGUGCUGCACUGGUGUGCCAUGGCCUUCUGGGUAAUCCACGGAGGCACCGACUUCUGUAUGUCCAAGUGGGAAGAGGUGCUAUUCAACAUGGUGGUAGGUGUGGUCUAUGUCUUCUGCUGGUUUAACGUCAAGGAGGGAAGGACCCGAUUCCGCAUGGUGGUUUAUUAUUUGCUGGUGCUGGUGGAAAAUACCAUCCUUACUGCUCUGUGGUACACCUACAGAGACCCGGUCACUACCGACUCCUACGCUGCAUCUGCCCUCUGCGGCGUUUUCCUGUGCUUUGCCUCCGGAGUGGCCUGCAUGGUCCUCUAUUACGGCGUCCUGCAUCCCAUGGGGCCCCGGCUGAGGGUGCUGGCCAGUUCCUGCUGUGCUGAGCUACUCUGGGGCCUCCCCUUACCACCCGAGGCUGAGCCCAUGGCUCCCACUCCGGGGCCUCGGGGCUCCCAAGCCACCCCGACCAGGGGGAUGGCUUCAGGGGACUACAGCGAGCCGGAGGAGGCCGCCACAGACACUUGUCUGCCGGUGUUCCAGGUGAGAUCCACAGAGCCCACCGAUGCGGCGGGUCGGCCCAUCCCCCCCGAGGGACCCCUCAUCAAGAUCGACAUGCCCAGGAAGCGCUAUCCAGCCUGGGAUGCUCACUUUGUGGACCGACGUUUGCGGCGGACCAUAAACAUCCUCCAGUACAUCAGCCCCAAUGCGGUGGGCAUCAGGUACAGGGAUGGACCCCUCCUCUACGAGCUGCUCCAGUACGAGUCCUCCCUGUAAAGGUGUGCGAUGCCGCUCUUUCUCUUCUAUCAUGCCCUCUCUGGUUCUCCACUUCCCUUGGUGCUUUUUUCUUCAGAGUUUUUAUUUAGCUGUGCUCUGAAGCUAUAAGAGUGCAUCUAAAAGAGUCUAAACAGAGAAUAUUCAACAUAUAUUUUGACUAACACAGUGUAGAGUUGGAGAACAAAUAGUCCAAAAUACAACAUUCCCUAGUUUGGGUUACUAUGGCAUGAAUGUUCGACUAAUGUGUAUGUUUGAUGGUGUUUGUGGCCCUGUCGCCUCUGACAUGUGUAUGAUGGGAAUGAUGGAGGAACAUAGUCUUUAGCAUCCUCAUUCUGAUUUUGCUUUUACCAUUUUGUGCCUACGUUUUUCCCAGACAGUUGUGGUGACAACUGAUCUUAAAGAUGGCAAAUGAGUCAAUAUUAGCUAGACCCUAAAAAGCACAUUUGAUUGUCAAAAAAAGCACACGAUGCCCCACUUCUUUUCUCCUUUGAUAAAGGGGAAGAGGCUUGAAAUUGUUGGGAAAGUGCACCAAAAAGGUACAAUCACUUUUCAAAUAAAAUGCAAUGAUGUCAUGUAAAAAUUGGUGUUACAUUUUGGUGACGGCCUACCAUAUUACACUGCCACCACUAUUUUGAUCAUCAAGGGCCUUAAUAUUUAUCUUAACAUGUCUUUUCCUACUGAAUCUAACUAGUGAUGUGAUAAUCUUCAGCUCUGUAAUCUGAGGGAGUUGAAUAUUUGAAUUCUUUACAUAUGGCCCACUAUUUUUUUAACCCAUCUGUAGUAUGUGAGAGCGCAUUUCAAUAUUAAUAAUAAGAAAUGUUUCUUGAGCACCAAAUUCAUCAUAUUAUAAAUGAUUUUUGAAGGAUAAUUUGAUGCUGAAAACUUGAGUAAUGACUGGUAUACUAACGUCUAAUAUAUACCCAAAACUUUUAAACGGUAGUGCAUAUGAUUAUUAUUAUUUUUUUAUAUAUGGCCAACUGAUAUAUUUUAACCCAUUUACAUUACAUGUGAGUGCAACUGAUGAAAGCUAGAAAGAAUAAAAAGGACAUAUUUCCUUAAAUAAGUCCUUCCAUAAAUAAACACACACACGCACAUACAUAAAAAUAAACUACUAUUUUGUCAUAUAAUUUACAAAAUGUGCUUUAUGUGAAUUAACAUAUUAUUUUAUUGGUUUUAUUUAAGGAAAAAUAUUAAGUAAUAUGACUAAACAAAAUUUAAUGAAAUGGGUUACAUCAAAGUUAUUUUUGAGGGUUAAAUCAUGGGUUAGAAAACUGAUCUUUAAAGAAAUAAUUGCUUGUUACCAUUUUUACAUUGUAAUGAUGAACAGAAGUAUUUGCAUUGUGUGGUGCUCAACUCUAACCUUUAGUACUCCUCCAUCAUUCCCUGUACAAAACCGCAUUUUUCUCUCCACUUAAACCUUUUCUUCAGAAAAAGGCUAAUGGUUUCUUAAAAGGUGAAGAACCUUGACACAUUUACAUGUGUAAAUGGUAUACCAUUCGCAUUCAAAAUGUACUAUACUCAUUUUUGAUAAAAGAAAAAGGUUCUUUAUUUGAAUUGUGCAAUAUUUUUUUGAAAAUGUACUUUGAAAUGAUUGGAGAAAAAGGUGUUGCUUUUGCCUGAAAUUAGCUAAGCUUAUACACCACCAUCGAAUGCAUGCCAAGGUUGCACAUAAUGAGAUAUUAUUAGGUUGCCAGGUGCCAACCAAUGAAUGAGGGUUUCUAAUGUGCAAGAUUAUUGAAUUAAACAUCCCAUUUUAUGUUUUUUUUUUUUUUUUUGUAUCCUAUAUACGGUGCACAAACCUGAGGGUUACCUCUGCAAAAAGCCACUUGUUUACCUCCAAUCCUGAGGUAAUUUUCCCCUGAUUUCAUCAGUUCAACUGAGAAUGAAUUGCUCUGUGAGGGCUGAGGUCAUUUUUGUUGUUUCGACGCUUUGUUUAGCAUCCAGGCGAGAUAAAUGCAGAAAUUAACAUGGGAUGCCAAGUUUCACCGCAUGGGCUGCUACAAACCCCAUUUGUGCCUGCUGAAAUUUUCAAAGCAGACUUCAGAUCGGUUGUAGUUGACGAUGUGGAGGGUUUGUUUUGCCAGGGAUGGAAAAGAACAUGAGGAUAGACAAUAGCUAUCAGUGAGUGUGUGUAUUCAUGUGUGUGUAUGCGUGUGAUUUUCGUUUGUAGGUCUUACCUCUUCAGCUCCAUCCUUGGUUGCUGCUCUGACCCCUCCACCCCUCUCAUGCGAGUGUUAUCUAGGAUAUUUGGAUGCAAAGACUAUGUUUCAAGACAACAACUUGGAUUUAUAACCUGGCCAAAGGGAACGGGGGACGGGCAGGUGAUUUCAUGCAAUUCUUAUUCCAAAACAUCAAUAUUCCGUAACCCUUGCAAUAUCAGGUUUUCAGUUUAAGCAAAAGAACGAAACAGCUCCGUUUCCUGUUCCCUGUUCCCUGUUCCCUUCCAGUGCCUAAAAAGUCACCGAUAUUCCACUCCUGUAGGUGCUUGGCACAUUGAUGCACUGUUGUUUGCUGGGAUAUCACCAAUCCUGUUUCACUAUGACGUGUACGACGACUACUCGUUUUUACGGUUGCGUGACUCGGCUGCCUGGCAUCCCAUGAUACGUUCAUAGUCCAAUUACAGAAUCGGUAACUGUUAACGCAUUUGAGGAAAGACAGUUCAGGUGAUAUUUUCAACUACACUGUGAUAUUUUCUUCUAUUAUUCCACUAGCAUGAUGUGUAAUGAUCAACAUUGCCACGUUUGAUCAGAUAUAGGGCGGGAUUUGCAACAAAUUCAACCCUGUACAGCAUGCAUAUAAUUCCGAAUUGGUCCGUUUUAGAUUACUGCCUUACAAGUCAAACAAGUUACACAUCAGAUUAGUUGAUAUUAAAGUCAUGCCGCCAUUUGUAGACGUGGAGGGUGGGAUGGGUAAGUGGGACCAGUCUCUAAAUAAUAUCUGAUUCUUUGUGGUGCCUUGUCUUUUUGGGUGCUUCUGUGUAGCCAUGGCAGCCAGUGCAGCAAACAACAAUGCCAGUGUCUCUAUCUCCAUUCAUAUUUCAUAUACAGCUCAGUACUGUAACAAGCCAGUCAAUUGUGUCCCGUACCCACACAGAAAGUGCUCUCCGGGUAAAUCUUUGCAAAACGAAAUGAUCUGCUUAUUAAAUUAACUUAAAGGCAAUACUUAACAUCUACUUGAAUGUUGGGUUCCACACUUUUCCUGAAGACGAAAUACACAGACCGGUUCCAUUCGACUAUUCUCGAGGGUUUUGUUUAUGAUCGGAUGCGAAAAAGGAAUGAGAUUUGGUUUGUUUGAGUACUAAAUGACAGUUACAAUGAAGUUAGCAAUUUAUUUAAUGAUUGUUAAUGUACUUCUGUCUAUGCCUUCCUCUGUCUUGCAAAACGAAUGAGCUGUAGUGCCAACAAGUUAAUCUUUUCUCUCUGUCGUUUGUCUUGUGAACAAAAAUGUCUAGCCAAAUGGAUUUAUGCCUGCAAAAAAAAAAAAAAAAGAAGACAAAAAAAAAAUGUGUGUAGACCAAUAAGAAUAGAAAAAGUGGGGUACGUAAAAAUGGUGCUGACUGGAUUGAAUAUUUUAACUAAAACCUGAGAUGGCAUUGGACACAUUUUUAAAGGCCUCUAGUGCUGAACCAUCUUCAGACUGCUUCUACAUCCUUUGGAUUCUUAGCAUGCCCACAAAAUGCAUCCUAUGGUGACCCCUCCAACACAUGUGCAUGUUUACUUCAAUGCAACGUCCCACCCAUCGCUCCAGGGUUCUCUACACGCUCAUCAAAUCCAGUUCUGUACAGUGGUUCCACAAUGAUCAGUAUUGAUAUAGAGCCAAAAGUUCUGAUGACGAAACAACCACAAAACGGUGCAUUUUUGUUUCUCGAUCUGGUGCUUAUCAACAUAUUCUAAAGGUGCUACCACGAAUGUGGACCGCAGGACCCCUGUUGUGGCUCACUAAGCAAGGCCACCGUCCGAAAGACCUGCCUCUUUAAGCUCACGGACACUUUCCUCUCUGGAAGAACAAGCACCUCAACACAGUUUACAGCCAAACAUCUCUCUCUGAAAUAUGGUGCCAUUUAUUAUGUUUCAAGCUGUACAAAGAAGCAUUGGUGCAGCAAAUAUGUUUCUUUUUUACUUCAGCCCCGAAUUUCAGUUUAUUUAUAUGUAUAUUUGUUUUUCAAAAAUAUGUUUAGGUAUUUAGAAUCUGCACUAGGAUUUCUCGUAAGAGAAGAAAAGAUGAAAAUGCAUCAUUUUGACAUUCAUCUAUACAGGCCUAAAAGUACUACUGGUAAAAAGGGAUCGCUAAACAUAUAGAAGGUGAUUGCUGUGUUGUAUAUUCCUGUCAUCUCUAUGUCCUAAACCUAUGUGUAUUUCUUCUGUUAUUGUAGAUCUGGCUGUAUAUUUUGUUGGAAAAUGAUCUUAUUAAUGAUUAUGGUUGUCAGAUGAAUUGCUGCUGAUUUUAGAGUUGUUAUCCAUGCUGUUGGAAACGGGUUAAUUACCUGUAAAACAGAUUGUGUUAGAUCGUCUUUGUAUUUCUCACACGGGGUGUUAAAGAAAGAAGGCACAAAGUUAAGCAAAUUAUUUGCUACUAUCUGUAAAACAUUUCUUUUUCAUAACUGACUGUAUUAUUACUUAUGUUGAGAAAAAAAAAACAAGAUUUAUUUGAUGUUGUCAAAUACAAAUGAAAGUAAAUUGUUUUGUUUGAUUGCCAUUAUUUGAGAACAAAACUGAUGUCUGGAAAAUUCAUUAGAAUUAUUUUUGGGAAAAAAUAUUACUAAUACUGACAACAUAUGGUGCUACGGUUGAUUUUGUAAACUUUGGUUUUUAGGUGAAAAAGGGAAUAUCAUACUGACAAAAAAAGAAUACAUUGAGCCUUACUGUAGAUCUAUAUAUGAGACUGUUCAUCACCGAAGACUGGAGAAAUAAGUAUAGUAUUUGAAAGUGAGUACAUAUAUAUACAAAACUGUAUGCUUUAUGUUUAUGCAGAACUUGCCCAAUGACAGAUCAAAGUGGUUAUAUACUAAUGUAUAUGUUCAGAUGUGUAUGUGAAUGUAUACUGAUAUGAUAGAGAUAGAUUUCCCAGAGUAACAAAUUGUUGUUUAAUAAAGAUAUUACAUUA
Messenger RNA from Cyprinus carpio (common carp), 7165 nucleotides. RefSeq names its product XK-related protein 6. NCBI's taxonomy places the organism in Eukaryota, Metazoa, Chordata, Actinopteri, Cypriniformes, Cyprinidae. Gene Ontology annotation, cellular component: plasma membrane. The record is from RefSeq and is a predicted model, not a curated record. Gene Ontology annotation, biological process: apoptotic process involved in development; phosphatidylserine exposure on apoptotic cell surface; engulfment of apoptotic cell.